UCGGUUGUGACGUGGGUGUGACGCGGUGCAGAUAGACGAGACUGAUUUUAGGUCUUCUAAACUGGCCGCACCGGACAGUUGUCUUCUGUUACAGAUUAACGACUAAACUCGAUUCAAUAAUAACAAGUUUUUGUUUUUCGUCUUUGGAAACCAAACAGUAGAAAACUGGGGUUGUUUUGUUAAGCACCGUUUUCCCCCACCCCUCCCUAUUAUCAUUAUUCCUUUGAAGAUUCUUCGUUGUCAAGCCGCCAAAGUGGAGAGUGUGAUUGCAGAAGGGGGCGCUUCUCGUUUCAGAUUAAGACCGUGGAUAUUAUGCAACAGGAUCAAUGGCUACAGCAAAGAGAAAACCAGACAAAUGCUUCUUCGGGGGGAGGAGGUGUUAGGAGUGCACCUCAGCACCAUCCCAAGACUGUCGGCAACAGCGAGUUCCUGGGGAAAACCCCAGGGCAAAGCGUUCAGAAAUGGGUUCCUUCACGAAGCACUAGACGAGAUGCCAACUCCAGCAACGAUAAAGAUUGCCACGAUGCCAUCUUCCGGAAAGUGAGAGGCAUACUCAACAAGCUCACGCCUGAGAAGUUUGACAAGCUAUGCCUCGAGCUCCUGAACGUGGGCGUCGAUUCAAAGCUCGUCCUUAAAGGAGUCAUCUUGCUGAUUGUAGACAAGGCCCUAGAAGAGCCAAAGUAUAGCUCGCUCUAUGCCCAGCUAUGUCUGCGCUUGGCAGAGGACGCGCCAAACUUUGAUGGCCCUCCACCGGACAUCCAAACAUCCCAAAAGCAAAGCACAACCUUCAGGAGACUGCUUAUUUCCAAGCUCCAAGAUGAAUUUGAAAACCGCACAAGAAACGUCGAAAUCUACGAAAAGCAUGACGGCCCCCUCACCACCGAGGAGGAGGAGCAGCGGUGCAUCGCCAAGAGCAAGAUGCUGGGCAACAUCAAAUUCAUCGGGGAACUCGGCAAACUCGACCUCAUACACGAGUCUAUCCUUCAUAAGUGCAUCAAAACACUCUUGGAAAAAAAGAAGAGGGUCCAACUCAAGGACAUGGGUGAGGAUCUGGAGUGCCUCUGUCAGAUAAUGCGAACGGUGGGGCCUCGACUUGACCAUGAGAAAGCCAGGUCUCUAAUGGAUCAGUACUUUGGCCGGAUGAAGUCGUUAAUGAGCAACAAGGAGCUGCCUGCCAGGAUCCGAUUCCUCCUCCAGGACACAUUGGAGCUGCGAGACAACAACUGGAUCCCCCGCAAGGCUUUCAUCGACAACGGCCCCAAGACGAUCAAUCAGAUCCGUCAGGAUGCCGUCAAGGAUUUGGGUGUGUUCAUCCCUGCGGGCAUGGCUCAGGGGAUGAGGAUGGAAUUAUUCAUGGAAGGCUCCUUCAUGCCCAACCGCAUGAAGCUGGACAGGGAGACACCCGGGGGGCUGGCUGACAUGUUUGGACAGAUGCCAGGGGGAGGGAUAGGGACGGGCCCUGGUGUCAUUCAAGACCGGUUCUCACCCACAAUGGGACGCCAUCGCUCCAACCCUCUCUUCAACGGCCACGGGAGCCACGGGGGCCACAACGCCCCCCAGCCCCCGUCCCAAUUUGACAUGGGGGCCAAGCUCUUCAUCAAGCCCAGCCAGGUGCAGAAUCAGCAUUUCCUCAACCAGAACCAAAACCACCAGGCUCAACAGCCGGUCCAGUCCAAGGACAUGACCCCCCGGUUCAGCAAGAAAGGUCAACUCAACUUGGACGAGAUCAGCCUGAGGCCGGCGCAGUCGUUCCUCCUCAACAAGAACCAGGCGCCCAAGCUCCAGCCCCAGAACCCCACCAUGAACCCCCACGGCAACCAGCCCCCCCGCACCCAGACCCCCCCACUGGGACAGUCUCCACAGCUUGGCCUUAAAAUCAACCCGCCGCACAUCCAGGAGAAGCCUCAGAAGAUCUGCAAGAAACCCCCGCCUGCCAGGGAGGAGCUGCUGAAGAUGACGGAGACGAUCGUGACGGAGUACUUGAACAGCAAGAACCUGACGGAGGCGCUCGGCAGCAUUCGGGAGAUGAAGGCGCCCAAGAGCUUCUUGGCGGAGAUGCUGAGCAAGGUGAUCGUGUGCUCCCUGGAGCGCCCGGACGAGGACAAGGAGCACUCCAGCACCCUCAUCCACAGCCUCCGCUCCGAGGGCCUCAUCACCGGAGACAACUUCAUGCUGGCCUUGAUGUCCGUGCUGGACCAGUGUCCCAAGAUCGAGACGGACGUGCCCCUUGUCAAGUCCUACCUGGCCCAGUUUGCAGCGCGUGCCGUCCUGGCCGAGCUGGUGAGCGUGGCGGAGCUGGCCCAGCCCCUGGAGAACGGCACCCACUUCCCCCUCUUCCUGCUCUGCCUGCAGCAGGCGGCCAAGCUGCGGGACCGAGACUGGCUCGCCGACGUCUUCCAACAGAGCACGGUCAACAUGCAGAGGAUGCUACCCGAGAUCGAUCAGAACAAGGACCGCAUGCUGGAGAUCCUGGAGGAGAAGAGCCUGGGCUUCCUGUUCCCCCUGCUGAAGCUGGAGAAGGAGCUCCUGGUGCAGAUCAAGGCCGACCCCUCCCCCCAGUCCAUCUACAAGUGGAUCAAGGACAACAUCUCCCCCAAGCUCCACACCGACAAGGGCUUUGUCAACAUCCUCAUGACCAGCUUCCUGCAGUUCAUCUCCCAGGAGCUGGGCGUGGUGGAGGAGGACCAGGCCGCGCCCCCCAAGGAGCAGCUGGAGCAGGAGAAGCAGCUGCUGCUGGCCUGCAAGCCCGUCCUGCAGAAGUUCCUGCACGACCACACCCAGCUGCAGGUCAGCGCCCUGUACGCCCUGCAGGUGCACUGCCACGCCAGCGACUUCCCCAAAGGCAUGCUGCUGCGCUACUUUGUCCACUUCUACGACAUGGAGAUCAUCGAAGAAGAAUCCUUCCUCGCGUGGAAAGAAGAUAUCACCCAAGAAUUCCCUGGAAAAGGAAAAGCUUUAUUCCAGGUCAACCAGUGGUUAACAUGGCUGGAAACCGCAGAGGAAGAGGAGUCUGAAGAAGAGGUUGAAGGCUGAGGCUACCCCCCCUCCCCCACCCCCACCCCAAUUAAACUCCCUAACCACUGUUGCACGGCACUCAGCUGCUCAUAUCUCCAAGCUGAGAACACAGUAUUUUACCAGGGCACGAUGUGUUGCUUCCCUUUCUGCGCCCUCACUUUAGACCCUACGCCAGGCUGAGAGGCAGUGGAUGAUGGUUUUGGUUCCUCCUCCCACCCCCCCCCCCCCCCUUUCCUCUGGUUGUCCCCAUUGGCUGGAUCUGGACGUUCACACUGGCUACACCCACGUUUUGCAUUGUAACAAUGUAGAUAUAGUUCUGCCACAGCUCCUAAAUCUUCCAGUAUGGCUUUCCCAGCGUUGAUUAGCUGUCUUAACACCCUGAGAGAGAACACUUCUCGAGUAUGUACCCAAGGGCUAUCCAGAGGGUAGGAUAGUGGCUCAUAUUUUCAUGAAGGAAGUGUUAAGUUGGCUAGGAUGCGGCGAGUCUUCACAGUAAACCUGCUGGAAACCCAUCCUUAUCUUCUUUUCCAAACCAAAGUGCUCUUCACUGCCCGUCGCCAGCAAGGAGCAGUUGAUAUCCGUUGUCCUGGAGAACCCAUUUGGCCUGUCGAGGCAGUAGAGAUUGAACCCCACUCGCUCUGGUAAACAUAAGUGGUCGCAGUAUUCAUCCUAUCAAAUCUUAAAUUGUCCUAGAAACUGUAAUCAUUGGUGUGCUGCCGAAAUGGUUUCCAUUAAGUUUUGUCUGUGUUUCUACCUCCUAGUAGAUGGUGUAUUGUGCCCAGAUUAAGAAUUAUUUUGGUGAAAAAACAUUGCAAGUCCAAGACUGGUAUUCUGGUCUAACCUGCAGGUCCUCCUGUAGGACCCACUUUUGUAGUUAUAAAGUAUUAGAAUUAAGGAACCUAAAUAAAUGAAAUGAUUGGACAUCUCUUCUAAACCCUUUACCAAUGACGUAACAUACCUUGGGCAGGUUCAGGAAUAUGAUAUCCUCCUCAAUACCGAGUGAUAUUUGACCUUGUUCUGUUUGCAACUUUAAAAAAAAUCAGAAUUGUAACCAAGUAAGUUUUAUCCUGUCUUUUUUUAAUUGCCGAAUUAAAGUUGACAUGAUUGUUGUUUAAA
Messenger RNA from Hypomesus transpacificus, 4131 nucleotides. It is a transcript of the gene eif4g2b, whose product is annotated as eukaryotic translation initiation factor 4, gamma 2b. Gene Ontology annotation, molecular function: protein binding; mRNA binding; translation initiation factor activity. NCBI's taxonomy places the organism in Eukaryota, Metazoa, Chordata, Actinopteri, Osmeriformes, Osmeridae. Gene Ontology annotation, cellular component: eukaryotic translation initiation factor 4F complex. The record is from RefSeq and is a predicted model, not a curated record. The transcript is spliced from 22 exons. The coding region runs from base 313 to 3033 and encodes 906 amino acids.